AUGCCGUAUCCUUCUAAGGCAGCUGCUCUUCUGAAAUUGGGAAUGAACAAGGACGGUCGCGUGAGUGGCAAGGGACAUGCUGAAACUGCCACUCUGCACUCGCCUCUUUGGCCCAUGAGUAAUCGAGAAGCGAGGCCGGACGUUUGGUCGCCGCAGAAACAAGCCAAUGUCGUCGUUGUUAAUGGGGGAGGUCUUAAAGAGGAGAUAUCCAGCAGGAAGGAAGAAUUUCAAUGCACAUCUGUUGCCCGAACACUUAUGAUGGGCAUCAUACUAUACUAUUUCAAUAUUUUCAAGGUACUCAUUCAACUCGAAAAAAACUCCCAAGGCGUGAAACAAUAUCUGAUUCACGAAGUUUCCGGUUUUUCAACUUUUUAAAAAAUCAGACCGGUGGCACAAAUUUUUUAUUGUAAAACUUCAACUUCUCGAAAAGUGGAAUGCAUUUUUCGAUCUCUGAAUUUCCUACUUCAAUCUUCAAGGUAAAGAUUCAAACGAUAGGAAGAUAGAUUUGCAGAACCCUCAGAAAGUUUCAAAAUUCUGUCACAUUGAAGAUUUUUAGUUUUCUAGGUCUUCGAUGCUAAAUACUGAUAAAUGCUUGAUUUUUUCUAAAAUUGAGUGGAAUUAAUUCAUUCAAACUUCUGGAGCGAGUUUCAUGAAUUUCACCUUCAAAGUUUUUUUUUCCUAAAUAGAAGACAAAAAAAAGAGAUGCGAACAAGAAACAUUGAAUAAAAAGAGCAUAACAACUUUUAGGCGAGCCUGGUGCCAGGUCAGAUUUUCGGGGUAACAAUAGGAACGCCAGAUGCGAUGAACAACCCGACCAAACUUGAUCAUCUCCAAUGCAGACGACGGUUUGACAGCAGUACUUGA
Molecule: messenger RNA, 864 nt
Organism: Caenorhabditis auriculariae
Lineage: Eukaryota; Metazoa; Nematoda; Chromadorea; Rhabditida; Rhabditidae
Source: the annotation of a GenBank genome assembly